AGUCUAUGUCGAAGUAACAGUUCGAUCUUCACCAUCGCCGAGCCAGCACUAUCUCUCUCUCCUCCCCAUCACAUUCCUCCACUUCAUAGGCCAGUCUGCACGAACGACUGAUAUUUGUAACGCAAAGCGAAUCCCUUUCGUAUCUUUCAAGCAGAACAGAAAACUCCCCCAGUGAAGAAAGAGGCCGUAACUCCCUUCCCCCGAAUUGACAGCUCAGUCCCCAGUCAGCGUUGAAUCUCCCGCGCUGCUCAAGCGUAGUGAUCACGUGACUUGUGUCAACUCGUGGGCUGGAAACGUUUGUCCGACUCCCUGGUGGAAUUAUGGCCAGAAUUUACUGUGCAACUGUGGCCUUAGUGGCUGGACUGUGCCUGAUGGGGUCAGUGCAAGGAGACUCAUCCCCAGACGCCUACGAACUCCCUUCCAACGCUACAGUCAUCAAUGGUGGACCCAUUGUCACGGGAUUCAGCUGUGACGGGCUGAAGUACGGUUACUACGCGGACCUCAAUAACGGAUGCAGGGUAUUUCACAUUUGCUACCCCUUCAUGGACGCAGAGGGCUUCCUCCGAACUCGCAUGUUCUCGUUCAUCUGCGGACUGGGCACCAUCUUCAACCAGGAAGCGUUAGUCUGCGACCAUCCCAGAAACUCCAUCCCCUGCGAAGAUUCUCCCAACUUCUACGAAACCUCUAACGGCUACUUCGGCCGACUAGACGUCAACUUCAGAGAGUGAAGAGGACACUUGAAGAAGUUUGGAAGUGUCCACUCGUUACAGUAGUCAAUAGGACAACUAGUGGUAGUUCUGUGUGUGUGUGCUUUAAUGUGAAAAUAAAAAAAAAAUAGGAUCGGUGAAAGCGGUUUACGCCACGAUUUGCUUCACUGUCUGUGUAAAGAUUAUCAUUGUGAUUAUUUUGUUGCUUAGGCUUGUUUUUGUACAUUAUGACUGUCGUUCCUCCUGUCUGCGUUCGUUGUGUGUCGAUGUCUCGUGUGGUAACAGCAUCCUUCCAUCUGCAUUCGAGAAUUUCCCUUAUUCUUUUGUGUAUUCUUCGUAAAAUCUCAUUGAACCUAGACUUUUCCAGGAUCUCUUAUUCUGUGUCAAAUCCCUUAUCCUCACUUCCUUCGUUUUCUCUAAAAGUCAUCCAGGAGAAAAUUCAGUUUGCAAAGUGCCAUAGUGUUAGCGUGAGAAAUUGCCUUCUAAUCAUACAGAGCGGUGCCUUUACAGCUAUCUAUGCGACAUUUCACCGUCAGAAACCGUAUUCUUAAAUAACCUUAAUUCAUGACAUAGAAUCAAUAUCCACCAGACAAAUCUUGUAAAGCCAUAGUUAGUAUCUGAUAAUCGAUUCCCGCAUUUAUCGUCGAUAUACUCAAUCUUUAUUUUUAUAGAUCUCCAUUUACUGGUACUCUCAUGGAACCGUGUUUGCUUAGAAGGUAAUUUUAAAUAACUUUGAAAAGUAGAUAUUCUAGUGAGUUAUCACUGAAAACUAAGGAGUAUUGACAUUGAUUCCCAGGGAAGACUGGAACAGAAAAGGAUCUUAAUGCGCAAGUUAGAGUAGUGGUAAUAUCGGAACCACGUGAUUAGCAUAUUCAAAUGGGAACGCAUUUAAAGUAGUAGGGUAUUCCCGAGAAGCGGGAAUAUCCUUUAGCCAGAUAUAUGGUAGAUUUAUGAUAGAGACUGUAGAAUAGGACUUAGGAUAGCUUUAGCUUUUGUUUCAAAACUCUCUCCUUUCGUUACUUCAGCUUUCUGAUUUAGUGUAAAAAGUAUGAGUCAUACUUGUAUGGAUAGAUGGACUAAGGAAAUUUCACGAUUACUUUAUUUACACAAUAUAGGAAUUUACUGUGAUUUUACUCUAGUAUUUAUUUUGUAUUUUAUAAAUAUCAGAAAUGACAAGAGCAAGUGAGACCAAAAGGACAAA
Molecule: messenger RNA, 1908 nt
Organism: Macrobrachium nipponense
Lineage: Eukaryota; Metazoa; Arthropoda; Malacostraca; Decapoda; Palaemonidae
Product: U-scoloptoxin(01)-Cw1a-like
Exons: 4
Coding region: 321-728 (135 amino acids)
Cellular component (GO): extracellular region
Molecular function (GO): chitin binding
Source: RefSeq, a predicted model, not a curated record